AUGACCACGCAGAGCGACCCGCGCCGUGACGAUGCCGAGACGGGCGACAUCAAAAGAGCGGCGGAUACAUACUAUGAUGAUCAGGCUGGACUAGAAAAAGCCGUCAACGAGCAGACUAACGUGGGAAAUCUGCAGCGACGCCUGAAAUCGCGACAUGUGCAGUUCCUCGCGCUAUCUGGAGCGAUUGGAACUGGUCUUUUCGUGGGCACAGGCCAGGUGCUCUCCCUGGCCGGACCCCUUUCAGCAUUUCUGGCAUAUCUCAUUACCGGCUUCAACCUGUACGCAGUCAUCAACAGCAUGGGUGAAAUGGCAACAUGGCUUCCCCUGCCAGGUGCAGUGCCUGUAUAUGCGGCAAGAUUCGUGGAUGAGGCCUUGGGUUUUACAUUGGGCUGGAAUUAUUGGUAUCAGUUUGCCAUCGGGGUCCCGAUUGAGAUCAGUGCCGCGGCAUUGGUCAUUGUCUACUGGCCCAAUGGCGUGGCACCGGCGGUUUGGAUUACAAUACUUUACGUCGCUAUUUUUGCCGCCAAUUGCCUUCCCGUGAGGGUGUAUGGCGAGCUGGAAUUCGUCUUGGGAUCGAUCAAACUCACAACGAUUGUGGGCCUAAUGCUGUUGAUGCUGGUCAUCACCCUUGGAGGCGCUCCCACACAUGACCGCAUCGGCUUUCACUUUUGGAGAGACCCAGGACCAAUGAGUCAAUAUCUGGAGACCGGAUCAUUAGGCCGCUUUUUGGCUUUUUGGAAGGUAUUUAUCCAAGCAACGUUCAGCUAUGGCGGGAGUGAAAUGGUGGUCGUGGCGGCUGGAGAGACCGAGAAUCCUCGGCGGAAUAUCCCUAAAGCAGUCCGCCGGGUGUUCUGGAGAAUUGCCAUCUUUUACGUGGGCAGUGUCUUCCUAGUUGGCAUGUGCGUUUCAUCUCGGGAUCAUCGCUUAUUGAACGCCAUUGAGUCGGGGUCGUCGACCGCCGGUGCCAGUCCUUUCGUGAUCGCGAUCGAAAAUGGAGGCAUCCGCGCACUGCCCUCCAUUAUUAACGCCGUGAUCCUGACAUCUGCUCUAUCGGCUGGAAACUCCUUCUUCUAUGCAUCAACAAGAAUUCUGUAUUCCACGGCAGUAGAUGGAAAGGCACCCCGGAUUCUACAAUAUGAGAAGUUCGGAGUGCCUUAUGGAUGCGUGCUAGUAACCGCAGCACUCAGCCUGCUAGUCUACCUGAAUGUGUCGUCAAGCUCAGCUGAGGUGUUCUUUUGGAUCAGCAAUCUCAGCUCUGUCAGCACACUGAUAGUGUGGACGUCGAUCUCGCUAACUUACGUUCGUUUCUACCAAGGUCUGAAGCAUCAUGGAAACCAGCGGUCAUCUCUUCCUUACAAAUCUCCUUUCCAACCAUACUUGGCAUAUUUUGCAAUGGCAUUUUCCUCCACGGUCGCCAUUUUCAACGGGUUCGAUGCCUUCUUUCCAGGACACUUUACUGCGAAGACUUUCGUCCCUCCUUACAUUGACAUUCCCAUCUUUGCCUGUCUGUUCUUGGGAUACAAGUUUAUUAAAGGUACAACUGUUGUCAAAGUAAAGGAUAUGGACCUUUGGUCUGGCAAAGAAGAGGCCGAUGAGCUGGAAUCGACAUGGGAAGAGCCAAAACCGAGGAAUUUUCUUGAGAGAAUCUGGUUUUGGAUCGCAUGA
This is a messenger RNA of Penicillium argentinense, 1665 nucleotides long. Its product is annotated as Amino acid/polyamine transporter I. Gene Ontology annotation, molecular function: amino acid transmembrane transporter activity. Lineage: Eukaryota; Fungi; Ascomycota; Eurotiomycetes; Eurotiales; Aspergillaceae. The coding region runs from base 1 to 1665 and encodes 554 amino acids. Gene Ontology annotation, biological process: amino acid transmembrane transport. The record is from RefSeq and is a predicted model, not a curated record. The transcript has 2 exons. Gene Ontology annotation, cellular component: membrane.